CUCCUCUCCAUUCCCACCAUCAACAUCCCAGUCUCUUCUACCAGCCUCUCGCGGCAGCCUGCACUCCUCAUCUCGCUUUGAUCUCUUCCCCGCUCCUGCCCUUUCCCACCUCCCAAAAUGAAGUUCUCUGGACUGAUCGCCCUUGCCUCGGCCGCCCUCUUCGGUGCCGCCAACGCUCAGACCACCGACAUUGUGUCGGCUCUGGUUGGAUACACCAAGAACAACGCCUCCAUCAUCACUGGCCUGGCCGCCAGCUCUCCCCUCCUCAGCACCAUCAAGAGUGCCAAGAACAUCACUCUGUUCAUCCCCACCAAUGACGCUGUGGCCAAGCUCCCCGCCAGCGUCCUGGCCCAGCUCAGUGACCAGACCGUUGUCGAUACCGUCCUGAGCUACCACGCCGUCCCCGGCAUCUCGUUCGUGCCCUCGGCCGACGCCGAUCUGUUUGUCCCCACGGCCCUGGCCGACGCCAACCUCACCGUCUCGGGCGACGGCUACCAAGUUGUCAACGUCGUUGUCAGCGGCGGCAAGGUUGUCCUCAACCACGGUGUUGCCAACGGCCCUGCCAAGGUCAUCGACUCGGUCGUUGCCACCAACGGUGUGAUUCACAUUGUCGACACCGUCCUGCUGCCUCCCGUCUCGGUCUCGCAGACUGCCACUGCUGCCGGACUCACCACCUUGGUUGACACCCUGGUCUCGGCCAAGCUGGCUUCCAUUGACUCGCUCAAGGAGGUGACCAUCUUUGCCCCCACCAACGCCGCCUUCAACACUACCCUGGCUGCCCUCAAGUCCGCCAACGUCUCCCUGAACCUUGCCCAGCUCCAGGCCACCCUUGGCAUUCACGUUGUUCCCGGUGUCUAUCACUCGACCGACCUGCUCAAGCUCGCCCCCGUUGCCCUUUCCAUCGGCACCUACGGCGGCGAGAACAUCACGAUCGAGGUCGACACCACUGGCGUCUACGUCGCUGGUGCCGGUAACAGUGUCGCUGCUCGCGUUGUCACCGCCGAUGUCCUGGUCAACAGCGGUGUCGUUCAUGUCAUCGACACCGUCCUGCUCCCCAGCACCAAGCUCCUGACCUCCCUGGCCUCCAACACCGACGGCCUCACCGUCUCCCAGCUGAACCCUGUGACUCCUGCCGUCCUCGGCAAGACCUUCACUGUCCCCACCCCCUCGGCUGCUGCUCCCAGCCCCAGCACCACUGGCUCUGCCCCCGCCCCCAAGAGCGCUGCGGGCCGCACUGUUACCAGCGCCUCUCUCGUUCUGGGUUUCUCGGCCAUUGCCGCCGUCCUGUUUUUGUAAAUUACCUUGCCGAUUGAGCCCCUGAUUGGGCCCGGCCUGGUUCGGCAAAUACACGCAACUGCGUUCCCUCUCUCUUUCGACCGCUGCCUAAUGCGCCUUCGAUAUCUUUGAAUGUGUGUAUUCCCUUCUAUUUUCACGCUUGAACUCCUCUUGGUGCAUGAAUACAACAAAUACUUUGAUUUCCCAGUA
Molecule: messenger RNA, 1485 nt
Organism: Polychytrium aggregatum
Lineage: Eukaryota; Fungi; Chytridiomycota; Chytridiomycetes; Polychytriales
Product: FAS1 domain-containing protein
Exons: 2
Coding region: 118-1296 (392 amino acids)
Source: RefSeq, a predicted model, not a curated record